Molecule: messenger RNA, 810 nt
Organism: Lactuca sativa (garden lettuce)
Lineage: Eukaryota; Viridiplantae; Streptophyta; Magnoliopsida; Asterales; Asteraceae
Product: protein FAR1-RELATED SEQUENCE 9-like
Molecular function (GO): zinc ion binding
Source: RefSeq, a predicted model, not a curated record
AUGAACUCGAGGCCGAUUCUUUCCUCAAUACAUCCAAUUGAAGCAAAGGCAGGUGAGUGUUAUACUCGAAAGGUUUUUGAGAUUUUCAAAAAAGAAUGGAUAGAAGCUACUAGCAAUUUAAUGCAUGAGACUCUAAGCAAAAGGACAGAAGAAAUCAAGUAUCGAGUUGGGCAACUGGACGUUGACAAAAAAUAUUGGCGGAUUGUUAGCUUUUGUUUGUUAAACAAGAUGCACGUCACAUGUUCUUGUGCUAAGUAUGAGACAUGUGGGAUUUUAUGCAAACAUAGCCUAUAUGUGAUGAAGAAGAAGCAUGUUGACACACUUCCGAGUCACUACAUUUUACCUCGGUGGACCCUUAAUGCCAGGUAUAAGGUGGGUAAACGUAGCAUCAGACUCGGAGAAAUGAAUAACGAAAAUGGAGUUAGUGCUUACACGUUAUGGUGUGUCCGUUCAAAUUUUAAUAAAUUAAUCGAACAAGCAAAAGACUCCCCUUCAGAAAUAGAAAACGUCAAUAACAUAUUGAUAAAGCUCUUACAAUACCAAGCAAUCCGGAAAAAACCUAUACCGGAUGAGAACGUAUCUCAAGGUUCUUGUGUGAGAAUUUCACAAGUUGAUAUGAUGCCUCAAUUAUCUGUACGAGAUCCCCUUGGUCCAACUAACACAAAAGGGCGUCCUAAAAUUUCUAUUAGAAUCAAUUCUUCUUUAGAAGUGCCAAAAAAACGAACAUGUUCUUACUGUCAAGGAUUGGGUCAUUAUGCUACUAGUUGUUCUAAAAGAAAGGUGGAUGAAGCGUUGCAAGAGAAAAAAUGA